GCAGGAGAAAGUUGGUUGUAACUCUGUCACCUGAUUAGGAUUGAACGAACUUUGCUAAGAAAAAAAUCUCCCCACCCCCACAGAAGAGGAGCCCGCCCACCAAAGACAGUCAACCCGAGACCCCUUAUAGAUUUAAAAAGAGAGGCUGCAUUCUCAGACUGACACUUAUUCAACACUGCCACCUUAAGCAGAUUACUUUGGCGCUGCCUGUGUCACUGACGAGCUUCACGUUGCCUCUCCAUCCAUCAUGUUUGGGAUGCUGAAACACCACCUCCAACCAGGCAUUUUGCUAUUCUUCCUUUGGCUUUGUCAUCUUAUGGAACAUCAAAAAGUUCAAGCCGGUAACUGCUGGCUGCAGCAAGGAAAGAACGGAAGAUGCCAAGUACUGUACAUGCCCGGAAUGAGCCGAGAGGAAUGCUGCCGCAGCGGCCGUCUGGGUACGUCCUGGACCGAAGAGGAUGUCCCCAAUAGCACGCUCUUUAGGUGGAUGAUCUUCAAUGGCGGAGCGCCUAAUUGCAUACCAUGCAAAGGUGGAGAAACGUGUGACAAUGUUGACUGUGGGCCCGGAAAGCGGUGCAAGAUGAACAGGAGGAGUAAGCCGCGCUGCGUGUGCGCACCAGACUGUUCCAACAUCACCUGGAAGGGUCCUGUGUGUGGCUCGGAUGGAAAGACCUACAAAGACGAGUGCGCGCUGCUGAAAGCGAAGUGCAAAGGCCACCCAGACCUGGAUGUGCAAUACCAGGGCAGGUGCAAAAAAACGUGCCGUGACGUCCUUUGCCCCGGCAGCUCCACGUGCGUUGUGGACCAGACAAAUAACGCAUACUGUGUGACGUGUAAUCGGAUUUGCCCAGAUGUGACGUCACCCGAGCAAUACCUGUGUGGAAAUGACGGGAUUGUGUAUGCAAGCGCAUGCCACCUGAGAAGAGCUACAUGUCUGCUGGGCCGAUCCAUUGGCGUGGCCUAUGAGGGCAAAUGCAUCAAGGCCAAGUCGUGCGAGGACAUCCAGUGCAGUGGAGGAAAGAAGUGUCUGUGGGACGCCCGCAUGAGCCGGGGGCGCUGCUCCCUGUGUGAUGAGAGCUGUCCGGAGAGCCGAACUGACGAGGCUGUCUGUGCCAGUGACAACACUACAUAUUCCAGUGAAUGUGCCAUGAAGCAGGCUGCUUGCUCCUUGGGGGUUCUCCUUGAAGUAAAGCACUCAGGAUCUUGCAACUCCAUUACAGAAGACCAGGAGGAGGAGGAGGAGGAGGAAGACGAUGAGGACUCAGACUACACAACCUAUGUCCAGUUACUCCCUGUUCUGGAUGGAUAGGCCCCAGUAACUAUAGGGGAACAGUUCUAUGUUCAUACUGUAAAUUAUGUGUAUGCUUAUUUAUUUUUUAAAGAAAGGAAGUAUACAUAUAGUUCAGUUUGCUAGAUGUUUAUUUAUACUGUACCUUUUGUGUUUUAUAAUUUAUACAUUUAUGUUGUCAGGCAUAAUAUCUACCAUUAUAUAUUGCAUUACCACUCAUUUCAGUUUUAAUAUUGUCGCUUUUUCAUUUUUUUAAACAUGAAGAAAUAUAUUUGUUCAAGGAGAAGCAGUGUUAUUUAUUUGUCAUGACCGUGUAAGUAGAGACCCUCUACAAGCUGUAAAUUGCAUUCCGUGAGCUGUAAAAAUCUGCUUGUUACUGUCAAAUCUUUAUCACGGAUGUUUGUCAUACAUAUGUACAUGCAUGUUUAGGCUGUGUCUUUAUUUAUUGGCAAUAUAUCAAUAAUCUUAUGUACAGAAGUGAUUUACUGGUUUGUUUACAACUAAUAACAACUGACCAAAGGGAUUCUGGUGAUGGCAGUGGCAAAGAGCACUGUAAAAAGUGCAACACAGCAGUGACGAAGACCCCCCUCUUUUGUUUCUUUGUUUUAUCACUUAGGAGUUUUUAGAAUAUAAUUCACCAAGAGAAUAUGCUUAUGUCUGAUUAGCAGCUAAUAGUAGGAUAAUCCUUGAUUAUUUUGGAAACAUUGUGCCAUUAAAGUCCAAACCUGCCAAUGUGUUCUGUAUUCUCACAGAGCAGAAAGUUCAUAUGCUGCAGUACUUAUAGUCACAUUUCUAUCUUUUUUUUUUUCUUUCCACUGCAUUAGUCAAUAUCAAAUCACAAGAUACAAAAAUGUUACAAAAAUAUAGUUUUGUAUUUUUUAUGUAAAUGUCAUAUGUACAUACAAAGUUUGAUGGUAUUUGUACAGAUAUGAAGAGUGAAACAAUUAAAGUUUUCUUUCCCUUA
Boleophthalmus pectinirostris (great blue-spotted mudskipper) is the source of this 2252-nucleotide messenger RNA. RefSeq names its product follistatin a (gene fsta). The coding region runs from base 248 to 1309 and encodes 353 amino acids. Gene Ontology annotation, molecular function: activin binding; protein binding. The transcript has 6 exons. Gene Ontology annotation, biological process: multicellular organism development; cell differentiation; regulation of BMP signaling pathway. The record is from RefSeq and is a predicted model, not a curated record. Lineage: Eukaryota; Metazoa; Chordata; Actinopteri; Gobiiformes; Gobiidae.